Messenger RNA from Cotesia congregata, 1164 nucleotides. The record is from the annotation of a GenBank genome assembly. Lineage: Eukaryota; Metazoa; Arthropoda; Insecta; Hymenoptera; Braconidae.
AUGAUGGUCAAAAAUAAAUUAGAGUAUGAUAAAUUUAAAACUUUUAUCAGACGUUUACUCUCUUUAGUCGGAGCUUGGUCGACAGAAGAGUCAAAUUUAUUUGCACGGUCACUUUUAUAUUUGCACUUGUCUGUGUAUGUCGUACCAGUAAUCGGAGUUUUUAAUUUCGUUGGCGUAAAUAUACUGAAUAUCAAAGUUGUUGCCAAGGGAUUGAGCAUACUCAUGGGCUUUUCGACAAAUAUUCUCAAAGCUGUCUGUAUACUAAUAAACCAAAAAGAUGUGAUCGAAUUACAUAAAUUCCUCGACUCGUACUUCGAUACAAUGGUAAAGAAACCAGAACUAUCAAAAAUAGUUUUAAAAGGAGUCGGAAGUUUCCGACGUCUAACGAUAAUUGGAACGGUGCUGACAACAAUCGUCUGUUUUUGCUACGCAGCCUAUCCGGUUCUUUCUGUUAUUAAUCAAUGGCACCAGCAUACAAAGCCCAUUCAGUACAAACACGUUUUCCCGCUAAUAUACCCCUGGAAUUAUAUGACUAAUAGUUUCAUAUACUAUCUACACAUUUUCAACGAAAAUUUGACAAGUUUUAGUCUCAUUGUGAUUACCUCCGGAAUCGACGGUCUGUUUCUUUAUUACAUUUUUCAUCUGAUCGGAAUGGUGCGUGAAAUAUCAUUUUUGAUAUCUUCGCUCGAUAAAAAUGAUAACAGUGAAGCUGUUAUGAAGCAAUGUAUUUUUAAAUACGAAUUAUUGCUGAAAUGCCGGGAGAAAAUUCAGAAAAUUUUCGGUUUGAUUGUACUAUGGAAUAUGAAAACUAAUUCUCUUACGAUGUGUAUAAAUAUUUUUCAACUUUCCAAUGCCAAGUCGAUACCGUUGAUAUCAGUCAUAUUAUGUCUAGCUCUAACAAGUCUAAAAUUAAUCCAAGCAUUUGUCUUGGGAUGGACAGGUACAUGUUUCACUACUGAGAGUGAAAAACUCCGAGAGGCUAUUUAUGCGGCCGACUGGUUAGGCAAUAAGCAAAUGAUGAAUUCGAUACUGAUAAUGCUCACUCAAAAGCCUUUAGUCAUAAUAGCUUGCAAGUACGCCACUGUUUCAAUAGAAAUGUUUUCGGCUGUCAUAAAUACAACAAUAUCGUACUAUUUAUUACUAAAAACUUUUGACAUCGACUAA